Messenger RNA from Corythoichthys intestinalis (scribbled pipefish), 1556 nucleotides. It is a transcript of the gene ribc2, whose product is annotated as RIB43A domain with coiled-coils 2. Lineage: Eukaryota; Metazoa; Chordata; Actinopteri; Syngnathiformes; Syngnathidae. Bases 180 to 1190 code for a protein of 336 amino acids. The record is from RefSeq and is a predicted model, not a curated record. The transcript is spliced from 7 exons.
UCUGGGUUCGAAUUUCGGUACCAGACGGAAAUUGUCGACUUGUCACGAAGAAGCCCGAAGUGUUGGUGUCUUAGCAACUAAUGUGUUUCGGACAACCCGCGUUGGGAAAGCAGGGGGGAAAAGACCUCGUAAUUGUCCCCCGCUAAACAUUUUCGGAUUGUUCGUGAUUCUACGUGACAAUGAUGAUGAACAACACUGAAUUGUUGUCGGAUGUCAAAGUGCGUAUGCGUCGAGAUAAUGAGGCGAGAAGACGAGCGAGGCUGCUUGACGACAAACAGAGGAGCAUCGGAAUCGACAAAGAAUUUCUUGACAAGCAAGUUGCGGAGAAGAUUGCAAGGAAACAGGCAGAAAAGGAAGAACAAAAGGCCUAUGAUGCCGCUAUGAUGGAAAAUAUAUAUCAGGCUCCCCUGCUCCAUAAUCGACAAGUAAAGGUUACACGUGGCUCGGAAAAGGCCACUGUGGACUUCUACCCUCAUCACCAGCAGCCCAGGGGCUUUCCCACGGAUCAAGGGCACCUGACUAUGUUGCCUGGUCUGCAUGGGGAGGAUCCGGACAGAGGGAGCCGAGUGCAGAGACAGAAGGAGCAGCUCCGAAGGUGGCUCAUCCAGCAGCGGGAUGAACAGGCUGCAGAAAAACACAGAAAGAAGAUGGAGAAACUGCAAGAUGACCGACAACGAGUCCACAUGGACAAUGAGGCUGUGCAACUCCACAACAAAGACCUGGAGAGGAGAAAAGCAGCAGCAGUGGUAACCAAAGAAUGGAACGUCAACACAAUGACAAAGACAGAAGAAAAACGUCGCCAGGUGCGUAAUGAGGAACUUAUCCAGCAGCAAGGUCAACAUGCAGGCUCUAUGGGAGCCCCUGGCCUUUGUCCCAGCAGCGACAGGAAGCCACCUCCUGAGAGUUUAAUGCAAAUCACUGUAUUCCACAAGAAUCAAAUUGAGGAGAAAUUGUUAGCAGAAUUGAAGAAGAGGGGAGAGGAGAGGCAAAACGACGGCAUCCGUCUGGAUUCGGCACGGAUGGCCGUGCUCUUGGAGAGGCAGCAGGCCCGAAACAGGAAGCAGUUUCGACGCCGUGUGGACACCGUCAACAAACAGCUGGCAGCAGCACACCAGAACAGGAAAGAGGACUUAAGGCAUGGACACAUUGAUGAGAGCUUCUUCUCCCAGUUUAACACCAGCUGCCGUUGAUGAUGACAAGAAAGUGAUGAUGAAGUAUUGUGUGUUCCAUGAAUAAGUAACUACGAAAACAACAUCUUUUUAGUUUUCAAUGUUUUUAUAGGCAAUUUUUGACUAAUGUCACAGUCAAUGUGACAACACUCCUCUUCUUGGAGAAAAAGAUUAAAAACAAAAAGUGAGCAACAGCAAACGACACAUUUGAAAAACAAGCAGAGCAUGUAAAAUUGAGAAAAAGCCAAAAGUAAAAAAAAAAAAUUUAACCUACUUUUGUGGUUUCAACAUUUUCUUAAAUAGCUUUCUUGAAUAAAAAGCCAUCAGAUUCUAUUCAUAACUUUCAUGGUUCUGUUGGCUUUAUCAAGCUGUGAUCUUCAGCUCUCA